CUCGUGUCUGUCUGCCCGACGGGUAACCUAUCAAAGGCGCCGGGUGUCAAGCAUGGCGACGGUGAGCUGCCCGGCGGGCUGCUUUCCUGGGGCACAUGGCCCACGCCCACAGUAUUUAGACACCUCUUGGUCUCAGCUGUCCCCUUUCAGCUCUCAGCGCAGGGGCCACAGCUGUGACCCUAUAGUCCGCCUCCUUGUUUUCUUGUUUUGGACCAAAGUCCAGGCUCGACAAACUGGCCCCUGAAGACUGUUGUGGCUGGACGCUGACGUCUUUAUCUUUUCUGCCCUCGACGGACUGAAUCGCCAAAAUCUCUGCAGAACCACCACCUGCGUGAACCUGCUGCUGCUGCCCAACAUGUCCAACGCCAUGGCUUCCGUCGUCGGGGCUUUUGCCAACCGGAAGUUCUCAAUCAACCGUAACACUGGCGUGCCCCGGGAGCGUCGUUUCUCUCUUGGUGACCCCAGUGCCACUGAGCACAGCUCCAAGAUCCAUCGGCAGUUCCGAGCUGCUCACGAGGGCCAUUUGCCGCACGCUGGCCUGGAUCCCUCCAGGUCCUCUACUGGUGUCGUCUGGUGCACCGAGCGAGCAAGCGAAUUUGGCUACCUCGAGGAGCCAGAGCGAUGGGCCAACUUGGGUCAGGGUGCCCCUGAGGUCGAGGAUGACAUCGAGGGCUGCUUUCAGAGGCCUACCCAUAUCGACAUAACCGUUGCGAGCAGAGAAUAUGCCCCCACCGCCGGCAUCAAGCCCCUUCGCGAGGCCGUCGCCAAGAUGUACAACGAGCAUCAUCGCCAGGGGAAGCCGAGCCAGUACACGUGGGAGAACGUAGCCAUCGUUCCUGGAGGUCGUGCCGGUCUGAUCAGGAUCGCUGCCGUGCUCAAUCAGGCAUACCUUGGCUUUUUCAUCCCAGAUUACACCGCAUACAAUGAGAUGUUGUCCCUGUUCAGGAAUUUUGCUGCUAUUCCCGUGCCUUUGGACGAGGAAGACGGAUACAAUAUAUCACCAGACAAAAUCUCGCAAGAAAUUAUGCGUGGAACGGGCGUGAUCUUGACCUCGAACCCCCGGAACCCGACGGGGCGGGUUGUGCAGAACCCGGAGCUGGCGGAGAUCCAGGACAUCUGCCGCGGGCGCGCCACCUUUAUCAGCGACGAAUUCUACUCGGGAUACAAUUAUACCUCAAACUGCGACGGUUCCACCAUCUCCGCGGCCGAGAACGUCGUCGACGUCGACGAGGAUGACGUCCUCAUCAUCGACGGCCUGACCAAGCGCUUCCGCCUGCCCGGCUGGCGUGUCGCCUGGAUUCUGGGCCCCAAGGAGUUUAUCAAGGCCAUUGGCUCCUGCGGCUCCUACCUCGAUGGUGGCACCAACGCCCCCUUCCAGGAGGCCGCCGUGCCCAUGCUUGAGCCCACUCUUGUGAGGGCUGAGAUGAAAGCGUUGCAGACCCACUUCCGUGAGAAGCGCGACUACGUCGUCAAGAGGCUGCGCACCAUGGGCUUCGUCAUCAAGUACGUGCCCGACUCGACCUUCUACCUGUGGCUCAACUUGGAGGGCCUCCCCGGCCCCAUCAGCGACGGCCUCAACUUCUUCCAGGCCUGCCUGGAGGAGAGGGUCAUCGUCGUCCCGGGCAUCUUCUUCGACCUCAACCCGGCCAGGCGUCGUGACCUGUUUGACUCGCCCUGCCACCACUUCGUGCGCUUCUCGUACGGGCCCAAGAUGGAGACGCUGCAGCUCGGAUGUGACGGCAUCGAGAGGGUUGUCAACAAGUUCAAGAAAUAUGGUGACAACUGAGUCAGCUCGUGGUAUGGAUGGUAGUAGUAUGGUGAUAGAGUAUAAAUUAAAGUUACGGGCGUUUUCUGUAAGGAAAUUGGUACGUCUGAAAGGCUAUAUAAGCGGAAUCCCAUGACAUUACCUGGACAUCUGCCCCACCUGGGGUACGAAUCUGUGCCUGAAAAGAAGGCGUUGUAAAUGCGUGAUCGCCUGGAAAGCAUCAAUUGGGGUGACGUCUUUUUUCGAUUUACGAUUGGCUUGGUCACAUUAAAAUGUGCGAAUGGGUGUGCGCAAGAUGAAAUGCUAGGCGUACUUCCAACAUCUUAUACAUGAGAUCAGAGAUUAAACCCCACAAAAACCGAGGGUACACACCUAUGUACGGCUAACCAAGUAGAUACAGCUAAUGACAACUGGAGAAGCUCCAGGACGUCGAGGGGG
This is a messenger RNA of Diaporthe batatas, 2203 nucleotides long. RefSeq lists its product as uncharacterized. The record is from RefSeq and is a predicted model, not a curated record. Gene Ontology annotation, molecular function: pyridoxal phosphate binding. Bases 356 to 1786 code for a protein of 476 amino acids. Gene Ontology annotation, biological process: biosynthetic process. The transcript is spliced from 7 exons. Lineage: Eukaryota; Fungi; Ascomycota; Sordariomycetes; Diaporthales; Diaporthaceae.